Lepisosteus oculatus (spotted gar) is the source of this 3553-nucleotide messenger RNA. The record is from RefSeq and is a predicted model, not a curated record. Lineage: Eukaryota; Metazoa; Chordata; Actinopteri; Semionotiformes; Lepisosteidae.
AUGUACUGAAUUUGACUGGUCUGUUGCAUUUAGCAAAGAAAGCAAACACACACGAGAAUAAUAAAGGCGCCUUACCUAAAAACUAAUUAAAUAACACAAAAAGUUAUAUAAGUAACCAUUUCCAAAGAAAUUCGAAUUCUUUGCUAUACGAAGCACGCAAAAGUUCUCACUGUUUCAGCUCAUAUUAUUUGUAGGAAGGGAGUUUGAAAGAAGAAAUAGCUUAAGUAUGCAGACUUCCACACGGAUUUAAAUUUGUGACAAAAGGGUUUUUGAAGCCCCUCAUCAACAGGCUCUGCUCUCAAACCCAGCAAUGAAUUUCUACUAAUCCUCCGGAAGCUCGGAACAUAUGGCUUCAUUCUCCACCUCCGUUUUGCAUACUGUGUGAGGUAAUGUGAGCCUCAUCUGUCCCCCCUAAAUCUCCCUGCACCGCUCGUUCAGACUUUCCCUUCCCCCUCCAGCCUCUCUGCGCGCUGGGAGAGACGGUGAUGAAGAGGUUUUGGAAUGUGCGCGUCACCGCGCCACCAGGCUGCUUUCGAGUUCCAAGAAACUUCCCCGCUGAAGAGUUUUCAUUUGGGACGGAGAAACAAAAAAUAAACUGAUCUCCGAGGUGGGGCUUGUUGUCUGCCUGCCUGUUGCAGCAUCCCGGAGCUCUUGAGCGGUGUGGUGCCAGGCACACAGUGAUGCUAAUUCUGGUUACCUAGGAGACUGCAAAGACGCCCUGAUCCCUGUCACUGCACAAAGACGAAGGGGGAGGCACCAUACCGCUGAAUCGUUCUCUUCUCAAGCAAAGAGCCGCAAGUCAGGGAUGCCAUUUUACAACAAUAUAUACUAUCCUUAUCCGUCUGAAACCCCAGGGACCUGUUCAUCUGCCGGAAUCCCAUCCAUUUUGAACUCUCCUCAAAGCCAGCGCUCUUCCAGCAUCCCCCAGCAGUCCUCUGUGAUCUCUGGACCAUCAAUGACAGGGGCUCACAUCCCAUCUUUCAAGUUCCGAGCUCGCCGAGAGAGCGUGGACUGGCGCAGGAUAAGUGCCAUCGAUGUUGACCGCGUGGCCAGCGACCUGGACUUCAAUACCCUGCAGGAGAAUAUCAUGGGCAUCACAUUCUGUACCGUGGAGAACGAGCGCUGCCCUUACUGCCAGAACCCAGUGGACCCGGUUCUGUUGAAGGUCUUCAGGUUAGCCCAGCUCACGGUCGAAUACCUGCUACACUCUCAGGAAUACCUCACCAGCAGCCUGCAGUCCGUGGAGGAGAAGCUGCAGGCCUCCAUUCUGGAGAAAGAACAGAUCAAAAGGGAAACAAUGAAGCAAAAUGAGGAGAUCAAAUUACUUAAGGAGGAGCUAAAGAGGAGGAAGAAGAUCAUUACUACCCAGCAAUCAAUGAUCAGUGCUGGUGUGGGUAAUUAUCAUAAGUGUCAGCAUUGUGAGAAAGCAUUUAUGAAUUAUUCCUUUCUACAAAGUCAUGUACAACGUCGUCAUCCAGAAGAGUAUGAUAUUGGUGUGUUAUCAGAGAAACAGAAAAAGGUACAGGCUGGUAAGUUUCAGGAUGAGAUCAACAAACUCAAGGAGCAGUUAAAUCUUACCAGAUCCCAGCUGGAAACUGAGCAACAAGCCUAUAUGGUCAGACUUUCCCAGGAACAAGAAAAUCAGCGAACUAAGGAAGACGAAACAAUAAAGCGAUUUGAGAAGUGGAAAGAGGAGGAGCAGCAAAAAUUGGAUGGAGAGAUUGAAAAGAUGAGAGAGAUGUUCAUGAGGGAAUUCAAGGAACUAUCUGUUAAAAAUGCUGUUCUGGAAAAUCAAGUUUUGGAGAUGAAGGCCUCCAGCCUACAAUUCAAGUCAAACACUGGUACAGUGCAAGAAGACAAAGCCCCCAAAAAUGAAGAGGAGAAACAGAGGUACCAUCAGGAACUACUGAGUCUCAAAGAGCUGCUUAACAAACAGGAAGAAAAGUGGACUGCAAUGAUCCAGAAACUUCAAAAGGAACAUGAAAAGGAAAAGAGCCAGCUGCAGAGUGAUCUUAAGAGGCUGCAGUCUUCAGUGGUAGAGGAGCAGGAGGUCAGCAGCAGCUUGUACAGGAAAAGGAUAGAAGAAUUGGGACGGAAACUCCGGGAACAGAAUGAGCUGAUUAUCACCCAGAAGGAGCAGAUGAAGCAACUUGGUUCAAAACUCCCAGAAAGAACCACAGGAACUUCAGUGGCUAUUUCAGUGGCAGAGCCUGUGAAAGCCAAAUCGCUGACAUAUGAGCAGACACCUACUGUUCAUAUUCUGGAUCCUAUAGAGGAGCUUUCAGAGGAGGAUAAAGACUCUGCAAGCAUUUCUGAAAAGAAGAAAGAUGAUAAUCAGCGUCUAAUAAGUAGCUUAAAGAAAAAUGCCUCAUUAACUAAAGAAUUACGCCCAAUCUUGGAGCAGACUCUUGUAGAGAAGCUGGAAUCUCUUGGUGUGAAACCGGAAAACCGUGGUAUUCCCACUGGCCAGUACAAUACAAUUAUGACCAAAGUGUACUCGCAAAGAGAAAGGAUAGCCAAGACGUUUCCAGAUUUUCACAGUGUCCGAGAAACACUUACCCAUAAUUUGGGUUUAACAAUAAAGGAAAAAAGAGCCUCAUCAAGUUCACCUGUAGAAAAAAAGAGACCAGAUAAUCCACCUGAAGAGAAUCAGAAACGGGCCAGAUCGUCUAGUUUGCCGUCUACCCGAGUGACUCAGGUUGUGUCAAAAUCACCAGGUGUGACAGAGCAGCCCCCCCAGCCGGCCCCCCGCUCUAGGGCCAGCACAGCUCCAAAGACCUCCACUCCAAGAACCCCUCCGUUUAGUUCAGAAGACGACUCUGAGGAAGAAAGUGAUGCAAAACCACAUCAGCGGCUAAAAGCUGUGCAACCAAAAGCUCCCGCCGUCGAUGUCAGUAAAACUGUGGUCAUGUCUCUGGAGAGUGAAACAGACUGGACGGACGGCAGUGAAAUGGAAGAGAUUGAUCCACAGCUGUUGCAGCAUGAUAAAAGUCUGAAAGUAGAUGCUGGAAAGCCUGUUCAAAGUUCUAUUCUGAAAGAAAUUUCCGAAAACCUUGAAAACCAGCCUGUCAUUGGAAGGAUUCAGAAGAAACCAGCUGGGGGAGUUAAGGUUUUGCCAAGUUUUGAGGACAAAAAUGUGAGACAAGAAUUAAAGUUUUCGGAAGUAGAUGACGAUGACUGGGAUGUGUCUUCUAUGGAAGAUGACAAACCAUCGACAUCAAAACCUGACAAGGACGAGGCUGUUUUCACUGUCAGAAAGAGCUUUGAGUCCAAUUCUUCCAAUACUAGUGUCUGGGGCACUUCGACAGGGAAAGGCCAGAAAGGAGGUCUUCAUGAAGGGGACCCUGGAAGUACUCUUAAAAGCAGUCUUGUGACUGUUAGUGACUGGAGUGACUCUUCAGACAUUUAAAUUGGUUAUUCUAACUGGACAAAGCUGCUUGUAGUUGAAUUUGCAGCAUCUGGAUUUUGAAUAAACUAUUUAGCAAAACAAAGUAAUAAAAUGAGGGUGCCUUUACAGUAAAAGGGAUACAUAAAUAUAAAACUGCUAGCUACA